AUGGUGCUCUCUGAGAACAAGCCUUUCUCCAAGGUACUCAUCGUUGGAGCUGGCUUUUCUGGUCUGGCUACAGCCUGUCAACUUCGAAGAGAGCACAAUUGUGACGACUAUGUCAUCUAUGACCGUUCACCUGCCCCAGGAGGGACUUGGUGGGCAAAUAAAUAUCCAGGAUGUGCUGUGGAUAUCCCAGCGGUCUUCUACAGUCUAUCAUUUGCCCCAAAUCCUGAUUUCUCAAAAAUUUACCCUCCACAAGCGGAGAUCUUGGAAUACUUCAACAAGGUUGCGGAUAAGUUUGACGUCUCUCGACACAUUGUUCGAAACACAGAAUGGGAAGGGGCCUAUUGGCAAGACUCGACAAACAGCUGGUUGGUCAAGUUGAAGGACUUAUCCACAGGUCAAACAUUCUAUCACGAGUGUAAAAUCUUGAUCUCUGCUGUUGGAGCCUUGGUAAAUCCAAAUCAAUUUGGUAUACCGGGUGUCGAAACCUUUGAAGGGGAUAUUGUUCAUACUGCUGCUUGGAAAGCGGACUUGUCUCUUCAUCAGAAAGAUGUGAUUGUGGUUGGCAAUGGAUGUUCGGCUGCUCAGCUUAUUCCCGCUAUUGCUAAAGAAGUUGGAAGCAUCACCCAAUUUAUUCGGACACCCCAAUUCUAUUUGGAAAAUGAAAAUAUGCAAAUCCACGACAAGUGGAAAUUCAUUUUUCGCUAUGUGCCUGGUGUUCUACGUUUAUUGAGACUGAUUGUGUUUCUGGUUUUGGAGAGCACUGCCGUCAGAUUCAAUAUUACUUACAAGGGAAACAAAGCCAGAAAUAUAUCAGCAGAGGGAAGCAGAGCUUACAUUCAAAGCACUGCACCCGAGCAAUAUUGGCCCCUUUUGUCACCAAAAUAUGAGGUCGGAUGCAAGCGCCGGAUCUUCGACAACAGCAGGUAUACCAGCUGCCUUCAACAAAGCAAUAUUCAUCUUACAGAUGAUCCCAUUGUCAAAGUUUCCUCUCAUUCGAUUUUCACCAAGUCUGGCCAGGAAUAUCGUGCAGAUGCAAUUCUGCUUGCCACCGGAUUCGCCCUGACGCAAUACGAGGUAGAGCUGGUAGGGCGAAAUGGCCGGACCCGUGACGAGCACUGGGGUAACUUCGGCUACAAGGAAGCAUACAAAUCCACCGCGAUGUCCGGAUUUCCUAAUUUCUUCUAUGUCCUGGGUCCCAACUCCGGUAAAGGCCACACAUCUGCGAUUUACUGCAUUGAGAACUACGUCAACCUUGUUAUGAAGGUGAUUGCACCGGUUCUUCGAGACCGCGCUUCAUUUGUCGAGGUCAAGUCCGACAGUGAGAAAGAGUACAACGAGAACUUGCAUGAGAAAAUCGCCACGACGAUCUUCAAUAGCUCAUGUGGCAGUUAUUUCAUCGACUACAAGUCUCAGAAGAAUUGGUUCAUCUACCCAUGGAACUCAUUUGUCAUGUGGUACUCCACCCAUUGGGGUCGAUCGGAUGACUGGACAUAUGAUGUGAGUUUGGUUAACGAAGCCAUUGAUUGA
Messenger RNA from Penicillium verrucosum, 1527 nucleotides. Its product is annotated as flavin-containing monooxygenase. Gene Ontology annotation, molecular function: oxidoreductase activity. The record is from RefSeq and is a predicted model, not a curated record. NCBI's taxonomy places the organism in Eukaryota, Fungi, Ascomycota, Eurotiomycetes, Eurotiales, Aspergillaceae. The transcript is spliced from 9 exons. Bases 1 to 1527 code for a protein of 508 amino acids.